AUGUGCCUAGAAAUUAAUUAAUCUCAUGAAAACUGACUAAAAAAUUGACCUGAAAAACCUUAAAUUUUUUUGUUUUAUAUAAGAGCAAACAAAAUGAAAUUGUAGAACACAUGCAGAUAAACGACAGAGAGAGCUUAUAUGAAGGCAUAACAGUCGCAACAAAUAGAGCCACGCGUCCCUGAUUGCACUGAUUCCAUAAAAUACCUUGUCGGUUUCCUGUGCAGCCGGUAAAUUUACCAGACACGUGUCAGUUAAAUUCUUUAUUUUCUCUAUCUCCACUACUACAACAACAUUCAUCACACGAACCCAAAAAGCAAACACUUUUCACCUGCAAAAAAUCAUCCACCAUUAUUUCCGGUUCAUUUUCGCCGGAAAUUCUUUUCCACUUCUCAUGCUUCCUAAAUCACUUCCCUCGUCACCGAAAUCACAACCGUUUAAAAUCUCAGAUACAAAAACUAAAACCUCUCUUAUAGCAAUACUUAAAUCACUUUUCUCCUUUCAAAAUCCUCGCGCAUGGAUUCUCUUCACCGUUCUCUUCAUCCAGAUCCUUCUAUUUUUCAACCUCCGUAGCUUCCCCACUUCAAUUUCACCCCCUCACCACCAAUUCCUCACUCACCUCGCCGUAAUCCAAACCGCCGCCACUCAAAAUGCCACUUUAUUAGAUUCUGAUUCUGAUUCUACUCUCAGUCUCACCACUACCACUACCGAAGACGAAGAACAAUGCGCCUUCGGCAGGGUUUUUGUCUACGACCUUCCCAAAUUCUUCAACCAAGAAAUUCUUGAUAAUUGCGAUAAUCUCAAUCCAUGGAGUUCUCGCUGUGAUGCUAUGUCAAACGAUGGAUUAGGACAGAGCGCAACCGGACUCGCCGGAAUUAUACCGGAGAAUCUUCUUCCGGCGUGGUACUGGACUGACCAAUUUGUUUCAGAAAUCAUUUUCCAUAACCGUAUUCUUAACCACAAGUGCAGAACCUUAGAGGCGGAAUCGGCUGCGGCGUUCUACAUACCAUUCUACGCCGGACUCGCAGUGGGAAAGUAUUUAUGGAUGAAUACCUCCACAGCAAAAGAUCGCGAUCAUCACUGUGAGAUGAUGCUGACGUGGCUUCAGGAACAACCUCAUUACAAAAAUUCCAACGGCUGGGAUCACUUUAUCACGAUGGGACGCAUCACAUGGGAUUUUCGUCGCUCCAAAGAUGAAGAUUGGGGUUCUAGUUGCAUCUACAAGCCAGGGUUAAGAAACAUCACGCGCCUUCUCAUAGAGCGUAACCCGUGGGACUAUUUUGACGUCGGUGUUCCAUAUCCCACAGGAUUCCACCCAGGUUCCUCUUCUGACGUCACUCUAUGGCAGAGCUUCGUCCGCGAUCGCCGUCGCAAUUCGCUUUUCUGCUUUGCCGGAGCUCCACGUCGUGCCUUCAAGAACGAUUUCAGAGCAAUUCUUUUGAAUCAAUGUCGUGACUCCGGUGGGUCGUGUCGCACCGUGGACUGCGGCGGGUCACGGUGCGCGAAUGGCACAGCGGCAAUCACCGAAACCUUUCUCGACUCUGAUUUUUGUUUGCAGCCGAGAGGGGAUAGUUUUACUCGCCGGUCUAUUUUCGAUUGUAUGAUUGCUGGUUCGAUUCCAGUUUUUUUCUGGCAGCGAACAGCAUACUUACAAUAUCAGGAUUUUUUACCUGAUGAACCGGGGAGUUACUCGGUUUAUAUAGACCGGAAUGCCGUUAAAAACGGGACAUCCGUGGUAAAAACCGUGCUUGAGAGUUACACGAAAGAAGAGGUGAAAAAAAUGAGGGAAAAAGUGAUUGAGUACAUUCCUAGGUUGGUUUAUGCAAAACAUAACAAAGGGAUUGAGGGUAUUAAGGAUGCAUUUGAUUAUGCAAUUGAUGGAGUAUUAACAAGGUUCAAGGAACAACUACAACCUGAGUUUCAUAAGUGGAAAUAAGUUUGAGGUAAAAAGCAUUGCACGUUGUUAUUAGAUUUAGAAAGAAAAAUAAAGAAUAAUGAAUAAUGAAUGAUACCACGUUCACAUAAAUUUAGUAGGUUAGAGUUUUUUUGUCAUUUGCUUGUCAAGAUCUAUUUAUUUAUAUAUAGGCUGUACCAUAUUGAUAUUGUGAUUCUUUUUCCUUUGAUGGAUUAUACAUUUAUUGAUAUGAUUAUCUUGUAUAAACUUUGUUGGGGA
Molecule: messenger RNA, 2170 nt
Organism: Trifolium pratense (red clover)
Lineage: Eukaryota; Viridiplantae; Streptophyta; Magnoliopsida; Fabales; Fabaceae
Product: xyloglucan galactosyltransferase XLT2-like
Exons: 1
Coding region: 392-1933 (513 amino acids)
Biological process (GO): xyloglucan biosynthetic process
Molecular function (GO): galactosyltransferase activity
Source: RefSeq, a predicted model, not a curated record